UGUUGACGAUUAUCCGUUCAUCAAAAUUAGCAAUUGGCCGACGAAGAUUCUCGUCCGACCUCUCAGUCAGUACCCAAAAUCUCUGUACCCACCGUGAGAAUCAAACUCUUUUCUCCCUUCCAUGGCUGCACUACCUUCUACGGCGGCUCUUCACGUUCUCCCACAUCUCCCGUUGCUAAAACCUGAAGUUCCUCUUCUUUUUUGCUGUUCUUGUUCUUCAGCUGCAACCACUUCCUCCACUGUCUCCACUUCCGCGGCUGCGAUUCACCCAAUUGACCCUCUUAUUCACCCCCUUUUGCUCUUCGACAGUUUCGAUGCCCCAAUUGACACCCAAACUUUUCUUGCUACUCUCAGUGUCUUGGUUGCCAUUUCUCUUUCGCUCUUUCUUGGUCUUAAGGGUGGUCCGGUGCCUUGUGAACGUUGUGCUGGAAAUGGCGGCACAAAAUGUGUUUUCUGUGACAGUGGUAAGAUGCAGCAACAGUCAGGAUUAAUUGACUGCAAAGUGUGUAAAGGUGCAGGAUUGAUCUUCUGCAAAAAGUGUGGGGGUUCUGGAUAUUCUAGACGGCUUUGAACCUUCGAGUGAAACAUUUCUCCACGUGCAAUGUAAUUUUUAACAUUGUCGAACAUACUCAGUGUAACGAUUCAAUUUAUUAAUACCAAUGAGACCUAAAUGGUUUCUUCUUCA
Molecule: messenger RNA, 685 nt
Organism: Cucumis sativus (cucumber)
Lineage: Eukaryota; Viridiplantae; Streptophyta; Magnoliopsida; Cucurbitales; Cucurbitaceae
Product: protein BUNDLE SHEATH DEFECTIVE 2, chloroplastic
Exons: 4
Coding region: 122-571 (149 amino acids)
Source: RefSeq, a predicted model, not a curated record